Messenger RNA from Pristis pectinata (smalltooth sawfish), 4951 nucleotides. RefSeq names its product elongator acetyltransferase complex subunit 1 (gene elp1). The transcript is spliced from 37 exons. Bases 194 to 4189 code for a protein of 1331 amino acids. NCBI's taxonomy places the organism in Eukaryota, Metazoa, Chordata, Chondrichthyes, Rhinopristiformes, Pristidae. Gene Ontology annotation, biological process: tRNA wobble base 5-methoxycarbonylmethyl-2-thiouridinylation. Gene Ontology annotation, molecular function: protein binding; tRNA binding. Gene Ontology annotation, cellular component: cytosol; elongator holoenzyme complex. The record is from RefSeq and is a predicted model, not a curated record.
AGAAGAAGCCCCCAACCAGCACGGCGCCCGGUGCGCACUUUUCCCACAGGAGUGAUGCGGCGAGUCCUCCGCGGCGCCAGGGGGCGUCGCUUCGCAGCGCGGCGGCCACGCAGGGGUCAGAGGUGAACCGGGUUCACGUGUGGCUGAGGGCCGGCGGCGGCGGCGGCGUGGACGAGCCUUCACAGCAUUUGCCAUGCGUAAUCUGAAAUUGCUGCAAAGCCUGCACUGUAGCGGAUGGCAGGGCUUGGGAACACCUCAGUGUCUGACUGUUCGUACGGAUACAGGCACAGUGCUGGUGGGAUCAGAUUUGGGAAUCACAGAACUUGAUCCACACACAGAACAGGUGGUCAGUAAGGUAUCUUUGGUUGAAGAAGCAUAUCUCCCUGAAGAUGGCACUGGGUGUAUUGUUGGUAUUGAGGAUCUGCCCGAUCAGGAAUCGGUGUGCAUUGCCACUGCAUCUGGAGAUGUUAUACUUUAUAAUCUAAGCACAAAUCAGCUGGAAUGUGUUGGCAGUGUUGACAGUGGACUAACUGGGAUGAGCUGGAGUCCAGACCAGGAACUGGUUGUACUUACCACAGGACAAGAAACAAUAAUAAUGAUGACUAAGGACUUUGAGCCAGUCGCUGAAGUCAAAAUUCACCAGGAUGAGUUUGGUGAAGGAAAAUUCAUCACUGUUGGUUGGGGGAAAAAGGAGACCCAGUUCCAUGGAACUGAAGGUAAAGAAGCAGCUCUUCGUAAGCUAGUGGAAGUUGAGCCGGCCCAUCCUUGGGACGAUCGUAAGUUCCGUGUGACCUGGCGAGGUGAUGGGCAAUUGUUUGCAGUUAGUGCCAUUUGUCCAUUGACAGGGUCCAGAAAGCUGAGGGUAUGGAACAGAGAAUGUGUGCUCCAAUCAACCAGUGAACUUGUUAAUGGUCUUGAACAGGCCCUGUGCUGGAAACCAUCUGGGAGCUUGAUUGCAUCCACACAGCGAAAGCUGAACAAACAUAAUGUUGUGUUUUUUGAACAGAAUGGUUUACUGCAUGGGGAAUUUUCACUUCCUUUUGAGAAAAACCAAGUUAAGGUAAAGGAGCUGCUCUGGAACAGUGAAUCUACAGUACUGGCAGUUUGGCUGGAGGAUUUGAAAUCAGCAGAUAAAGAAGACAAAGAUGGCCAACAAAAUACAUAUGUUCAGUUAUGGACUGUGGGAAACUAUCAUUGGUACCUGAAGCAGAGUCUACAUUUUGGUUAUGAAUGCAUUGUGUCCCUAAUGUGGGAUCCCGAGAGCCCCUAUCGACUCCAUGUCCUCUGCAGUGGAUGGUGUUACCUCUCCUAUAACUGGCACUGGACCACAGAUAGAAGUAAAGGAGAUGACAGCACUGAUUUUGCUAAUGUAGCUGUGAUUAAUGGAGAUAAAGUACAUGUGACACCUUUUCGCCAGACAGUAGUUCCUCCUCCAAUGUGUGCCUAUCAACUGCAAUUACCCUGUCCAGUUAAUCAGAUUAUAUUCUCCUUGGAUCCUCAAAGAAGCAACAAUUUGGCAGUUUUAACAGCUGAUAACCGGAUUUUAAUCUACCAGGCUGGUGAUGGUGUGAAUCAAGAUUCCACCAUUAAAACUGAUGCUGUUGGAGGAAGAGGAAUGGCAAACCACAUGACAGCUCCCAAACUGGUCAAAACAUAUAGAAUUAAUUUUGAAGAAGGAAAAGGUGACUCUCUAAUGCCUUUGAAGAUACGCUUUAUAACCUGGAUAAAGGAAAAUAGGUUUAUGGGUGUGUUUCAAGGUCCAACCACGUCCCAGUCUGUAGUCUGUCAGCUGGUAACUUCAUCAGACGAGAGUCAAGAGGGAGCAUUAUGGGUCAGGACUCCCAUAACUGUUGAUGGGCAGAUUAUCAACCUGUGCCACAACCAUAAGACACAGAGUGUAGCCUUGGAACUCUCUAAUGGAUUGAUCCUGAGAUACCUUUGGGCUACUGAGUCCUCUGAGCCAUGUGUCAAACCAUGGAAGUCAGCUGAUGGAUGUUUUGUACAAUUUUCUCAGCCUUGUGUACAGACAGCUCUAUGUACUAUUGAAGGGGAGGAAAUGGUAUUGGGUCUGACAGAAAGAUCUCGAUUUUUUGUUAAUGUCUCAGAGAUAGCUUCCAAUGUUACUUCAUUUAUAGUACACGAUGAGUUCCUGCUAUUCACAACGCAUUCACACACUUGUCGCUGUCUCAGUCUUAGGACUACUUCAUUAAAAGCUUUGCUGCAUCUUCCAAGCAGCGAUUCCCAGCCAAACGAUGAGACAGUUCGUAGAGUGGAGAGGGGAUCUCGUAUAGUGACUGUGGUACCUCAUGAUGCCAAACUCAUUCUGCAGAUGCCACGAGGAAAUCUGGAAGUUAUUCACCACAGAGCGUUAAUACUUGCCCAGCUCAGAAAAUACCUGGACAGGUUAAUGUUCAAGGAGGCCUUUGAAUGUAUGAGAAAGCUGAGAAUAAAUCUCAAUCUCAUCUAUGAUCACAAUCCAAAGGUCUUUUUAGAAAACGUGGAGAACUUCUUACAACAGAUCACUUCCAUAAAUUAUAUCAACUUGUUCCUGACUGAACUGAAAGAGGAAGAUGUCACAAAAAUGAUGUAUCCAUAUGUCUCAAACUCAUCAACUUCUGUACCUGAGAUUGGGAAUAAAGUGGACACAAUCUGUGAUGCAUUGCGAACUGCAAUGGAGAGAAUAAACCCCAACAAGUACAGUUUGUCUAUACUGACCUGCCAUGUACGAAAACGUGCUCCAGAACUGGAAACUGCUCUCCAGAAAGUCCAUGAGCUCAGAGUGAAUCCUUCAAGUGACCCUGAAGCAGUCAGUGCUGAGGAAGCCCUGAAGUAUCUCCUCUUCCUAGUAGAUGUUAACGAAUUAUAUGACCAUGCAGUGGGUACAUACGACUUUGACCUAGUGAUGAUGGUAGCAGAAAAAUCACAAAAGGAUCCAAAGGAAUAUCUGCCAUUUUUGAACAAAUUAAAGAAAAUGGAGACUAAUUACCAGCGAUACACCAUAGACAAAUAUCUAAAGCGUUAUAAAAAGGCUGUCGAGCACCUUAGUAAAUGUGGUCGUCAGCAUUUCACUGAGCUUCUAAACUUGGUAAAGGACCAAAAGAUGUACAGUGAUGCCUUGAAAUUAUUCUCACCAAAGAGCCAAGAAUACAAGGACAUCAGUGUUGCAUUUGGCGAGUACCUCAUCGAGAAGCAAUACUAUGAGCAGGCAGGGCUAAUCUUGACACGAUGUGGGGAAUGUGAAAAGGCACUGGAUGCUUUCCUGCUAUGCUGUAAUUGGCAGCAGGCUUUUUGCAUGGCUGCUCAGCUCCACUAUACUGAGGACAAAGUGAUUAGCAUGGCACGGACUAUGUCAGGGCGAUUGAAGGAACAGCGGAGAUAUUCUGAGGCAGCCUUAAUCCUGGAGCAGUAUGCUAAGGACUAUGAAGAAGCCAUUACGUCACUCUUAGAAGGAGGCGCCUGGGAAGAGUCAUUAAGACUGAUUUACAAGUACAACAGGACUGAUAUUUUGGAAACAAACCUGAAACCUUCCAUAUUGGAAGCUCAUAGUAACCAGAUGGCAUUCCUCGAUUCUCAGAAAACCUUAUUUAUCCGUCAUAAAUCCCGGCUCAAAAUUGUAUGGGAAAUGAAACUGAAAGCACAGGAAGGAUUAUUAGAUGAGGAGGUGGCCGAUGGCCCGGACUCUGAUCUCUAUUCAGACAGAAGCAGUUUGCGGUCAGCAGGUGGAGUGAGCUCCAAAUAUUCGCACAGUAACUCCAGGAUAUCAGCGCGGAGUUCAAAAAACCGUAGGAAAGCAGAACGGAAAAAGCACAGCUUGAAGGAGGGGAGUCCUAUGGAAGAUGUAGCAUUGCUGGAAGCAUUGAGAGAAAUAAUAUGCACUGUGGACAAACUGACAGGUGAAGUGCACAGCUUGCUGAAAGUUUUGGUCCUUUUUGGCUUUGAUGAUCUGGCUUCAGAGCUGCAAAAAGUUCUUGAAGGCAUCCUACAGCUAAUGGAAAAGUCAAUUGCUGAUAUCUGGCAGUCUGAUGUGAAGAGAUCAACUCCCUGUCCAGUUCUUGGACCAGAUUCUACUGCAAAUAGUAUUACCGCCUCCCUCCAAUGGCCACGUGGAAUGACAGCUCACCAAGAUGAAGAAGUCUUUGUCCCACCUAAACUCACUAAGAAUGUGAAGUGGAAGCUGAAUAUUCUAUGAAUCAAUUCCAGUCAGACACAUCACCAUCUUUGGACUAUCUGUUACUAUCUGUGUAUAAUGCAGUCAGCAUGAGGCAAUGUGAAUGCAAAGCUGACUCGUGAAAAUGAUUAGCAGUGAUGGAUGCACAAACAGGAAUGUGGACGCUUUCUCCAGUUACAAAAUGUGACUGAUCGUAUGACCACGUCUUUAUUACAAUCAUAAAACUUGUACUCAGAAGGCAAGAAGUUAUAAACCAUCACUUGAAAAUCUUGGUUAACACCUAUUAUUUCCUUGUAAAAAUCUGAAUUUUAUAUUCUUUUACAAAUGUUUCCAUGUUUCCACAGUGAUUUUGAAAGCAAACAAAAUGGGUAAAGAAAGCCAUUUGUCAUGGAAGGUGGUGUGAGAUAAACACUUGGGCAGCAGGAACAUAAAAUACAUCCCCAAAUUAGGGCAGAAUCUGCAAAUGUUAGAUGUUUUCUGUAACAGGAAAACCAUCACUGACAAAAGUAAAAUAACAGGGAGGUUUCAGUGUAUUGCUGUGAGAUCUGAAUUUAGAUCAAGAUCUCUUGCUAACUGAAAAAUGUUGUAAAUGAUUUUAUUUAUAGGCACUUUGGAAAAUUGCUUUAAGACUGCAUCAGAAAUUCAGAUGUCAGUCAUUCAGUCUGUAUGAUUGUCAAUUUAUAUGUUAUUCUGUUUGUAGAGGUUUGUAUGAUGCUUGUUUGGUUGCAAGAGUUUGAGUAAGCAAAGUGCUUGCACAAUAAAUUGCAAAGACAUUGGUGAUGA